Molecule: messenger RNA, 655 nt
Organism: Helianthus annuus (common sunflower)
Lineage: Eukaryota; Viridiplantae; Streptophyta; Magnoliopsida; Asterales; Asteraceae
Product: protein translocase subunit SECA2, chloroplastic
Exons: 3
Coding region: 288-587 (99 amino acids)
Biological process (GO): protein import; protein targeting
Cellular component (GO): chloroplast envelope; membrane
Molecular function (GO): ABC-type protein transporter activity; ATP binding
Source: RefSeq, a predicted model, not a curated record
UUUCUAAAUUGUGAUGGAACUUUGGUUUUCUAUAUGAAAUUUAGGGUUUGGAUCGAAGUGUGUUUCUUUAUGAUUAUUGAUUAAAUACAGGUAUUUACUUUACAUUAUUAUACUACAUAGGCGUUUGCUAUUGUUCGGCAAGCUGCCAGGAGGAAGCUUGGCAUGCACCAUUUUGAUACACAGGUCUUUCUCUCAAACACACACUACAUAUGGUUGUUUUAAUUGGAGAAUGUUAACCUAAUUGUAUUCAUAUAAAGUUCAAUGAGUUUAUUACUCUAUUUUAUGUGAUGGAAUAUUUAAUUUGGUUGAUAAACCUGAUUAGAGUUUGGUCUAGAUUAUUGGUGGUGCAGUUUAAUGACAGGUCUAUUGCUGAGAUGAAAACGAGAUACGGAAAAACACUGGUCUCAACAUUGGCUGCAUAUCUUAACACCUUGACUGGCGAGGGUGUUCAUGUGGUUACUGUUAAUGAUUAUUUUGCUCAAUGUGAUGCUGAGUGGAUGGGUUGUGUUCAUCGCUUUUUAGGUCUUUCUGUUGGUCUUAUUCAAGGGAGAUCUUGUUCAAGUAGAUACUUGGGUAGCCCCAAAUGAUAAAAACGGUAAGCGCCGUGAUUGGCUACUUUGUGAUUAUAAAACAGACGAGGUUUUAACAAGAGCCU